AUGAAUUCUUUGACCAGAAUAUUAAAUAUAAGUUCGUCUAUCCCUAAGAGUACCAGGUUGAUAACAACAACAAGUACUCAUCAAAUUUCUGAUGAUGGAUGGCUUUCGAAGUUGCUGGUGCGAAGAAUAGAACCAACGAAAGAGUCUCACAGCCGUAUGCUAAGUGACAAAGAAAUUGUAUACGCACUUCACACGCAUAAUAUUCGCCCAGAUUCUGUGGAUAAAUAUCUGAAAAAUUAUAAAACAUCAGUUGAAUUUGUGACAUCAAGAAAAGCUGAGCUUGGUUGUGAGUUGGUGGGAUCAUGGACAGUCUCUGUGGGAGACAUGGAUCAAGCAUUACAUCUAUGGCGCUAUGUAGGCGGCUUUGAGAAAAUUGACAAAGCCAAAAUUUUAUUUAAAGAGAAUCCAGAGUAUCGCACACUUGAAAAGGAGCGGGGCAACUUCGUACGGUCCAGACAUCUGCAAUAUCUGCUGGCAUUUAGCUUCUGGCCUAACGGUGAACCACGCGAGCCGCACAACAUUUACGAGAUCAGAUCCUAUAGCUUAAAGCCGGGUACUAUGAUCGAGUGGGGCAACAACUGGGCCCGUGGACUCACUUACCGACGCUCCCAGAACGAAGCUUUCGCUGGUUACUUCUCGCAAAUUGGACGUCUCUACAACGUACAUCAUAUUUGGUGCUACAAGAACCUGCAAGCGCGACGUGAAACUCGCGAAAGCACAUGGCGCAACCCAGGCUGGGACGAGUGUGUCGCGUACACAGUGCCGCUUAUACGAGAGAUGCACUGUCGUAUACUGGAGCCCACCGAGUUCUCACCCACGCAGUAA
Molecule: messenger RNA, 825 nt
Organism: Parnassius mnemosyne (clouded apollo)
Lineage: Eukaryota; Metazoa; Arthropoda; Insecta; Lepidoptera; Papilionidae
Source: the annotation of a GenBank genome assembly